GUUUUAUUCGCCAUCUGGCAACCAUUGAUGGCGGCUUCGUGAUUUUCCCUUCCGUCGGUAGCAAGUUUCGGAGUUUUUAAAGUGGAUUUUAACGAAAUUAAUUAGUUAAGGGACUCUAAAGUAGUUUCAAAGUGAAGUUAACUAUAGUACAUUUGAUUUAGUGAUGAGAAGUGAAUAGUAAAAACGCGAAGAAUCAUUAAAAAAACAUAAGACCGGUCGGCACUUGAGUAUCUUGGAGAGUUCCCAUUUCUCGUGCCGAGUGCGAGUUUUCUCGUUCGCGCGACACCUACCCAGUGUGUCAAAUGAAAAUGGCUGACGGCGUGGAUAUUGAUUUGUAUGCAGAUGACUUAGAGCAGGAUUUUACAGUGAAGGAUGAGUUUGGCGGCGAGGGGGUGGAUUUGUAUGACGACGUGAUUGCGGCACCCGCGGACGGGUCAAGGCAGGCAGAAACAACUACGACAGCGUCUUCGCAGGCUGAGCGAUCAGAGAAUCCGGAAGCGAAUGGAGGCUAUCAUCAUAUCGGGAACAAUUUGGCGCCUAAUCAUAUCGGAAGACGACAUCAACUCUAUGUGGGCAAUUUGACUUGGUGGACCACCGAUCAAGAUAUUACGAAUGCUGUACACGAAAUUGGCGUACCUGACUUUCAAGAAGUUAAAUUCUUUGAAAAUCGUUCAAAUGGACAAUCAAAAGGUUUCUGCGUUAUAUCAUUGGGUUCCGAAUCAAGUAUGCGGUUAUGUAUGGAGCGCCUUUCUAAAAAAGAAUUGCAUGGUCAGGCGCCCGUUGUAACGUUGCCCACCAAACAAGCAUUGAAUCAAUUUGAAAGUCAACAAAAAACUCGCCCCGUGCCACCACAACAAAAUGGUCCACACGGUCCGCGUGGUCCAAUUCCGAAUAUGGGCGGUAUGCAACAGCACCCAGGAGCACCGCCACCAGGUCACCAACCACGCAUGAUGAACCCCAAUAUGCCACCUGGCCAAUUCCGGCCGCAACACAUGCCACAAAAUAUGCAAGGACCGCCAGGACCCAAUGCGGGACCACCUCGGAUGCAGCCCCCACCAAUGCAUCAGGGAGGCGGAGGACCAAUGGGACCGCAACAGCCCCCACAAGGGCCACCGAGAUACCAAAACCAAGGCCAAUGGAAUGGUCCACCGAGACCCAAUGGUCCCCCAAGGCCAGGUCCACCAAAUGGACCACCAAUGCAGCACAGGCCACAAAUGUUUCAGGGACCACCAGGUCCAGGCGGCAUGCCACCUAGAGGUCCACGACCAGAUUGGAGUCGUCCGCCUAUGCAUGGUGGAGCAUUUCCACAAGGUCCACCUGGUCCACAAGGCCCACCUCAUAUGCAAGGACCACCACGUGGUCCACCGCCACCACAAAUGGGUGGGCCAGGAGGCCCUCCAAUGGGCCCAGGUGGUCCAGCUCCUCAUGUAAAUCCAGCAUUCUUUAAUCAACCUGGUGGUCCACCCCAACAUAGUGGUGGCCCACCUAUCGGACCACCGCAUGGACCACAGGGCCCUCAACAAGGCAUGAAUAUUUCACAGCAUGGACCACCACCACCGCACUUUAAUCAACAAGGUGCUCCACGAGGUCCAUGGACUGGACCACCAACAAAACCACCUGGCUCAUUUUCAGAACAGCCUAUUGCUCCGGCCUUGACUGAGGUAGAAUUUGAAGAGAUUAUGAGUCGAAAUAGAACAGUAAGCAGCUCGGCAAUUGCAAGAGCCGUUUCAGAUGCAGCAGCUGGUGAAUAUUCUAGUGCUAUUGAAACACUAGUAACAGCGAUAUCAUUGAUUAAACAGUCCAAGGUUGCGCACGAUGAACGCUGCAAAAUUUUAAUCAGCUCCCUCCAAGAUACUCUGCACGGCAUCGAAGCUAAAAGCUACAGUAGAAGGGAACGUUCACGUUCUAGGGAUCGUUCUCACCGAUCUCGUCCCAGGCGGGAGCGAUCAUCAUCACGCUAUCGUGAACGAUCAAGGGAGCGAGAGCGCGACCGCGAGCGUGAUCGUGAAGGAGGGCGAUAUUAUUCCGACAGUUAUCGAGACAGUGGCCGAGACAGAUCCAGAAGCCGAGAGCGUGAUCGUGGUGGGGCAAAUGAUCAUUACAGGGAAGAAAGUCGAUCUGGACGACCAAGAAAAUCUCCUGAAGCAGUUCCCGAACCGGCCAGCGAACCCUCGAAGCGUGGAUAUUACGAAGAACGUUACCGAUCGUCUGAUCGAGACCGGGACCGUGAACGCGAUCGCGACCGCCGUGAAGAACAUCGUUCACGUCACUAAAAAGUUUUCAUUUCUAGUUUCUUAACCAAUAUUUACUUAUUACUUUUUUUAUAUAAAUUAACGUCAUAUUGAGUUAAUAUUAUCGAGCGGAAUAAUUUUAACAAAAGAAGUAAUUGAUGAGUUUUCCAUGGAGCGAAUUAAAAAGAAAAUCAAGUCUGUACCCAAAGAAAUUCGGGUAAAUCAACUAAGAAAUUACAAUACUUUCUUAAGUUUAGUCGGUAAUUCUUAAUUCGUAUCAGUAAUCGAAUAAAAUUUCGCUUCGGUUUUUUUUUCGAUUAAUAAAUAAUCGACUAUUUAAAGGAAAAGUUACACUUAUAAAUAAAAUAAUAUAACUUUAAUUUAAAAAUAUAAAUAACGAAUAUUCGCUGCGAGAUAUUGUUGCGGUAAGACGGCACGAAGGAGCUGCUUGCUGCUGGGAUUUCGGCGGAACGGGUCGCAUUCAGAUGCAACAACAUUGCCGAGAGAUCCUGUAACCACCUAUCAACCGAAUGGAUUCCAUGAAUUAGAAACGGCUUCAGCAGUUAAAGAAGAAUGUAUUGAAUAUUCGUAAAAGAAAAAGUUUAAAUAUAUUAAAAAGAAGAAACUGUAUUUUGUUAUUUGUGUAUUUGUCUCUUAUUUAUUUUAUUUUUUCUUAAAUUUAUUCUUCCUACGAUCUCUUAUUGUACAUAAAACGAUUCAAGAAGAUUCCAUUAUUUGCUUUCGAAUCUUCUUGAAUCACACUCACCAGUAGAAUAGAUAUUUUAUUCUUGAUUUUGUAAGAUAACACGAAUCUAAAAGUAUUAUACAGAAAUAGAAUGAAUGCAAGUUUUCUUGAAACUGAAAUUCUAAAGAAAAGUGGAAAAAAUUUCUAUUCUUGUACAUUUCCAAAGGCUGUGAACCAAAAGACUGAAUAAUUUAUAUCAUAUAAGAUGUUUUUAAAGUGCUCAUUGGUGAAUUCGAUUUUGUAAAUUUUUAUAUUGACAGCAAAGUUUGAAUUUUUUUGUAAUUUAUUAGAAUUUACCAGGGUAUUAUCUUUAUGGUAUGUGCCACAUUGUCGGCCUUCUAGUGCAAAUCUCAAAUGUCUCGCAUUUUAUUAUUGUGUGUUAAUAAUUUAAUUUUUUUACGUAUUAUUAAUUUUAUGUUGUUUCUACCCCCGUUUACUGAAUAUCAAUUUUUAUUCGUGCAAACAUUUGGCGCUUCAUUGUAAUGUCAUGUGAAGUGGUUUCCCUUAAUGCAAAAACAUGUAGCCAUUAAAAGCGCAAAUCGAACAGAUCUCCGGAACAUUGUUGAAUCUCAAAUAAUAUAGACUCGAAAUAAUUUCGAAAUAGGGACGAAUGCUGCCGAAUAGUCAUUGGUGAAUAUUCAUAAAUUUUAUGUCAUCAAUAUUCGAUUUAGAAUGAGUAAUCCUACCAGUGGCUUCUCCAUUUGUUCCCUUCUUGUCAAGACUAUACCGACUUAUCCACUUAUCGCGCUUUUGAUGGUUAAUUUCAAAUGAAAAUUGUGGCAUUGCAAUUUAAGUGAAAGCACAAUGUGCGCUACCUUGUUUUUGUAAGAAUACUGCAAAUGUUGAGCAGUAGAACAAAAUGUACACACAAUGUAAACAAAGUAAGUAUGUAAUAUUGUAUUUUGGAUAUUAUUGAAUACUGGUAUCGUUUAAAUGUAUUUAUUCUUGGCGUUUAUGUAACUUCCUGCAGUUACUAUAAAUGUAAUCUUUUUAUACACCUUAUUUAUUAUUGUCUUAAGAAUGUACAUAUUACAGUGUUGACGAGAAAAAUUAUAAACUUGCAAAUCGUCAUCAAUUGAUAUUGUUAUAUUUUCCAUAGCUCAUUAUUACUUUCAUCUGGAAAUGUUAGGAUAACAUUUGAUACAUUUAAACGAAACAUUGUAAACUAUUUACCUUAUUUAGAGAAAAUAGCUUUAGUUGAUUCGAUGUCAGAAUACUACGUACGUUAAGAUGAACUUGUGAGAUCCAAUGUAAUUUAGCGCUAGCGCAACUGUUUUACCUCUGAACUUGUUAGAAAAUGCAUGGAAAAAAUGGCACAA
Molecule: messenger RNA, 4295 nt
Organism: Hermetia illucens (black soldier fly)
Lineage: Eukaryota; Metazoa; Arthropoda; Insecta; Diptera; Stratiomyidae
Gene: Cpsf6
Product: cleavage and polyadenylation specificity factor subunit 6
Exons: 8
Coding region: 303-2273 (656 amino acids)
Biological process (GO): mRNA alternative polyadenylation
Cellular component (GO): mRNA cleavage and polyadenylation specificity factor complex
Molecular function (GO): mRNA binding
Source: RefSeq, a predicted model, not a curated record